GAAAACGAGGCUAUUGGCAACUGAGAAAGGCGGGACGUGAAUAUGGGGAAUAAAGAAUCGAGAAGUAACAGCGGCUACUACUAUGAUUCGCGCAGUUAUGACUCCCGAUCAUUUCGAAGCUCAUCCGAUCGCUCUUCAUUUUCUGAGAAUUACCAUGAUCAUGAAAGAAAAGGCGUGGUACAGUCAAAAUACUCCAAAAUCGGUGAUGAUUACAGCUCGCUGGAACAGGUCACAAAUGCUCUUGCUCAAGCUGGCCUCGAGUCUUCCAAUCUUAUUGUGGGUAUCGAUUUCACAAAAAGCAAUGAAUGGACAGGUGCGCGAUCAUUCAACCGCAAGAGCCUACAUCACCUUGGGCAUACCCCUAAUCCGUAUGAACAGGCAAUAUCUAUAAUUGGGAGGACGCUCUCAAGUUUCGAUGAAGACAAUCUCAUUCCUUGUUUCGGUUUUGGCGAUGGUCAGUACUUGCGGAUGUUGUUACUAGAGGUAACACUAACUGAAAGAGUCGCUAAUUACUGGAUGGUUGGAAUUCCAUUGGUUUUGCAGCUACAUCAUGCGACGGAUAUAUUUUAA
Messenger RNA from Rhodamnia argentea, 570 nucleotides. RefSeq names its product E3 ubiquitin-protein ligase RGLG2-like. NCBI's taxonomy places the organism in Eukaryota, Viridiplantae, Streptophyta, Magnoliopsida, Myrtales, Myrtaceae. The transcript has 2 exons. The record is from RefSeq and is a predicted model, not a curated record. The coding region runs from base 43 to 570 and encodes 175 amino acids.